AUCCAAAAAACGAAACCACGGCAGCAGAAAACAGUCCCAGCGGUGGCGCAGCUAGCAACAGCAGCGGCAACGGCGGCGGACGCUCCCGGCCUCGCCAAAAUGCGACUGAAACGACCCUCCGUUCCCCAUCUCUCCUCCCGCUGCACCUGAAGAAUCACACGCGCAUGUCCGGGCCGCGUCCCGACCAUCGACUGAUCGUGCCGAUGAUCCUGACUCGACCCCGACCCACGAUUCCCCACAACGAACCCGGGUCGUUCUGCGGCUCCGUAACGGUAACCCCAACUGCAGUCCGGCCUCAAUCCGGCACCCCGAGCACGUACUGUUGGUACCGAUCGUCUCCGUCGUCGCUUUCGGGGGCUCCUGCAGGGCGCCGGCCGCCGGAGCUCCAAGCAGCUCGGCGCCCAUCCUUGCAGCCUCGGCGGCCCUCUCGACGGCGUUGAGGCGGUCCCUGUAGCACCCCGCGCACGUCUUCUUGGCCGCGGCGGCGUGCUCGCUGCCAAACCCCAGCUGCUCCUUCGUCUCUGCCGCCAUGGCCGCCGGGUCGAUCAGAUCUCAAAAUCAGCACGUACGGGAUCGCUUACUCGUCCUAUUGGAGCCCUGAGCACGGAGAUCGAUUUGAGCUUCGUUCCGUUUGUACUUUGGAGGGGAGUCGCUUCUUGAUUCUGUAGGAGACUAUAAAAGAAUCAAGGAUGGCCGAUCGCUGGCAUAGUCGAACUCGGACGACGGACGGACUCCGAUUUCCCGUGUGCAUCCUCAGAUGAUAAGGCGGAAAUAUACAUAAAGGCCCCUGCAGUUUAUAAUAUUUACUUCCACAUUCUCGUAACUUACUUGCAGAAACCCCACUAUGUGUUCUGCCAUUUACAGCGAAGCUCUUCUGCCUUAUCCCUGCGACCCCGGCGCCGCGUGGCUUGCUUCCGAAACGGCCGUUCCGAUGGCUGCCUCGCCGUCGGCUCCGCCCUCUCUUCUCCUCCGCCUCCGGGCGCCGCCCUGCAGAAGCAGCGGGAGGUCCCUCUGCAUCCUCGCCAAGCGGAUGCUUCAGCCAUUCCCCUCGGAAAUAACCGGUCGCCGUCGCGUGGCAGCGACAGUGGUGGACAAGCUCGCGCCGCGGAGGCAGGAGACUCGCCGUCUGCCAUGGACGGGGGGCUUCGCGUGCCGCUGCUCCUAUGAUCCAGGGAGCGAGCCGCCCGCGCCUCCUUCUCCUCCUCCUGGUGAGAGCUUGGAUGAGUGGCCUGUACUUCGCCGGUGGGAUGUGCCAUGGGAAUGGCCGACCAUUUCGCUCACGAUGGUGGCCUGUGCUGUGAGCUCCCUUUUGACAGGAAUGGUUGAGAAAUCAGGUUUGGAGUAUCUAGGUUAUCAAGCUGGGGAGGCAACUAUUGAUGAGAAGGCAGGCGUACUCUUUUUGGGACAAUUUAGUGUGACGGCAGUUGUGCUUGGAGUUAUAUUUGGCAUUACCAAUACCUUCCGACCAUUCUCAGACGAUAUAUUCCGUUAUGAUUUUAAGGAACCAUUUAAGCUGCCAAAUGGUUGGCUUCUCUGGGCUGGAAUUGGCCUCUUUUUUGCAGUAAUUUUCAUUGCUCUAACUGGAGCUGCAAUGACCUUUCUGAAUGGUGAAGCUGCGCAGAGAGAGACUGACUCCCUAGUCCUUCUGUUGCCACUGAUUGGCUCAUCAAAUAUCAGCACUGCCUACUUGCUCGGGAUCACUGGGGUUCUCGCACCAAUCCUGGAGGAAACUGUGUUUCGAGGAUUUCUAAUGGUGUCCUUGAAUAUGUGGUUUUCCACUCCAGUAUCUGUGCUUAUCACUGCUGCAGUAUUUGCCUUCGCUCAUCUUACACCAGGAGAAUUUUCGCAGCUGUUUGUGCUUGGUGUGGCACUGGGAUUUUCAUAUGCUCAAUCUCGUAAUCUUCUCACUCCUAUUAUGAUGCAUGCUAUCUGGAACUCUGGAGUAAUAGUGUUGCUAACCUUUCUUCAGCUGCAGGGAUACAAUAUCAAGGAGCUGUUGCAGGCAUCUUGAAGGUUUCAUUUGGUCAGCUUAGUUUUUUCUUGUGCUGACUUGUAUUUUGUCCUCCAUGGGUUGUGUGAAGUAGUCUGGAUCUCUAAGAUUGCUAUCCAGUGGAAAUGGUCAUGCCAAACUAUACCAUGUUUCCUUCAUUCAAAGGUUUUAACUAUCUCCAAUUUGACCUAUCAUGACUCCAUCCCAAAUGCCAGGUGUAGCUUUAGAAUCUGCCAGGUCACACCCAGCCAUGGAAAAACCCAAUUACUUUUACUUGCUUGCUGGCUCAAAAACUAAAGGCGGCGCUUUCUUUCAUGUGCCAAACCAACGUGAACUCAUGCCUGAACUGGAUGCUUUAGGAUCAUGGACCAAUUUGUUUGGGUAGCUAUGUAAAGCAUGUUCGUUGGCUCUCCACAAGAUGUUAGUCCCAGCUAGGACCAAAUGGUGUGUCUGAAGUACAGUGAUAAGUUCUUGUUGUGAUAUUUACCCAUGCUGUUACUAUUCUGAUUAGUACUUGCGUAGUUGCAUGUGUGAAUGCAAACUUACAUUUAAUAAAGAACAUGAACUGUAACUGUAAGAGUGUCUUGCAAGGUGUACAAUUAUUUGUAUUCUGCUCGAAAGGGAUCUUGUAGUGGAAAAUAUGAGGCAAUGGCAAAAAUCUACUGGAGAAUUGUACUAAAAAUUUAGCGAAUAUCCUGGAUUUUGCUAAAUCUUUACAGGCUAGAGUGAAUUUAGAAGUUAGAAUAUGAGUUGCCAACAUAUGGAAGUAACAUGCAUACCUUCAUGUGCAUCAAUAAAUAAUAUUUAGGUUAUUUUAUUUAAUCUUCCCUUUGUGCAGAGAUGGUUUAUGUAUUUCUGAAAACACUUCAUUUUCCUUACAAUGUUUUUGUUUAUGUUUCCUUACUACUUUUGGCUAAUAUCUGGUAAAGUUGCACCGUUUGGAGUUAUCAGGCUCUCAAUGUUAGUUUUCUCUUCCGGUCUUCCCUGUAGAAUUCUUUAUGAACAGAGAGAACUGAAGUGACUGCGACAUCAAGAUGCAACCCCAGGGGUUCUUAAUUACUGCAUUAUUAAUCAGCCGCUGUAGCUGGUGUCUUACCUGGUAACGUUACUCAAGGGGAAAAAUAAUGCUUAUGAUGCUAUCAUUUGGAUGUAGGUGUUGCUUUCUGAGCAAUCCCUUUAACAAUCAGAAGAAGAUGCUACUGAAUAAGGAAGAAUUGCAAUGGGAACCCUGUUGGUCAUGUUACCGUGCGCAUGGAUAAAGAUGGCAAGUUUAAAGAAUGUUCCUUGUAUGAUAGAAAUUGCUUAUCUGGAGACUGGGGAUGAUCUCUGGUAGGAUGCUUUCUCAGCUCUCUACCUUUUGAUACUUAUAUAAUACUCUGAUAAGUAUCAUCUCCUCUUUUUACCACGCAUGCAAAAGGACCUGGAAAUGGCUGUACAUUGUACUAGUAGUAAUAUUUUUGACUUGUCACUUAUAUUUACUCAACAAUCAAAACAAAGACCUUAUUUUUGUUGCUUCAAUCUACUACUUAUUAAUCA
This is a messenger RNA of Brachypodium distachyon (stiff brome), 3526 nucleotides long. RefSeq lists its product as uncharacterized. Lineage: Eukaryota; Viridiplantae; Streptophyta; Magnoliopsida; Poales; Poaceae. Gene Ontology annotation, cellular component: membrane. The record is from RefSeq and is a predicted model, not a curated record. The coding region runs from base 845 to 2011 and encodes 388 amino acids. Gene Ontology annotation, biological process: CAAX-box protein processing. The transcript has 11 exons. Gene Ontology annotation, molecular function: metalloendopeptidase activity.